Molecule: messenger RNA, 1400 nt
Organism: Exophiala oligosperma
Lineage: Eukaryota; Fungi; Ascomycota; Eurotiomycetes; Chaetothyriales; Herpotrichiellaceae
Exons: 1
Coding region: 634-1170 (178 amino acids)
Source: RefSeq, a predicted model, not a curated record
UACCGUUACCUGACUCGUACUCCGUACUGUAAGGACAUGGAUCUUUCAGUACUGCGGACCCGGAUUCGUCCUCCAUACCUCUCCCAUCAUGACAUCCCAGGAACUCGUACUCUGUGCUCCCGUUGACCUUGAGUUCUGUUCUGCAUACCUACCACUUGAUUUGAACCUGUUUCUUGUUCUGCAACCUCAUCAAACAACAUACUGACACAACGACUCCCCCCUCCUUCUUUCCAAAGAGUAUUUGUGGUACGGAGUAACACACACUACCAAACACUACCAAAUCGCAGUCACGACCAAGUGAAUCAUCAGCCAGCCUUCCUCAUACUCUCUCCUCCAUGUGAAUAAAUUCACCACUUCUGACUCGAUACUCGCUACGAACUCUUCAGUCAACAUCUUCGGGUCCUUGACGACUUCACUCACUUUCAGAAAACAUUUGUUGCUCGGUUCAUUUCAUCAACAAACCCACCACCACCCAUCAAAAUGAACUUUUAAGCCCUCCAAAUCCCAAAAAGCAUCAGUCCUUUCCUGGCCAAAAAGAGUCUUUCUAGUGCACAUCUCGUCUGGCGCAGACAAAAGUAUCUCUAUCACCCUCCUACAGAGUAUCCUCAACGCACAGCCAAAGGCAUACACACCAUGAAUCCCCUGGGAGACAAGAAGAUGGAUGAGGGCACCGAACUCGACGAACGCAAGUCAGCAUCUCCUCCGUCGACCGAACCGAAAGAAGCAUCAAGCGAUUACGAUCCUUGUGUCAAUGCCAAAAUCACGUCCCCUUUCUACUUGUACAACCACGACUCGCCUCGACCGUCCUUUGACGUUAACCGCAAGUCCUUUCCUCAAGUCACUCUCCGAGACCUCGAAGCUGGCACUGGCACCGGCACCGGCACUCCCAACCUAACCCCCACGGUCACGCAAGAGAAACGAGAUGCACAGAAUGACGUGGCGGGCGGAAGACUCAAGUUCUGGCAAACACCAAAGAAACAAUGCCUGACAAGGCCGAAACAACGUGGUUGUGGAUGGUUGAAACAGAUGCCUAAACGUCAACGGUUGCUGGUCAAGGUCCUGAUUGCCAUGGUCAUUAUUGGUGCCAUGGUGGGUAUCGCAGUGGGAAUUACUGCCGCGGUUCACGGUGGAGUGUACAAGAAUAACAAUUCUACUACAUCGCUCGGUUGAUCUGGCUUUGGUGGUGUCGAGACGAAAUGGGAACCUGGACUACGGAGUACUAUGAUAUUAAUAUUCGGCAUGGAGAUUUCGAGGGUGGAUUGUGAUUUUUGUGAAUACCCCAAUACAGCAUCGAUGACAGACAGACAAUAAGCACUUCAAGGCCUGCGUAGGCUUGAGAUGGACAAGAACAUGGACAGGUUCAAUCACUUGAAACACGCUUUCUCUCCGGGGUAUCAGAG